Messenger RNA from Syngnathoides biaculeatus (alligator pipefish), 3700 nucleotides. RefSeq names its product transmembrane protein 100. Gene Ontology annotation, biological process: cellular response to BMP stimulus. Bases 253 to 699 code for a protein of 148 amino acids. NCBI's taxonomy places the organism in Eukaryota, Metazoa, Chordata, Actinopteri, Syngnathiformes, Syngnathidae. The transcript is spliced from 2 exons. The record is from RefSeq and is a predicted model, not a curated record.
CUGGUACCCUACCGAUCGUGCUACGAGGCAGCAAUGAAAGCAUCACACAUUGAUGGACGGUGUCGGAAUAGGGCACAUCCUGGCAAGUAUUGAGGGCAACCACCAGAAUAAGAGUGACACAGAGAGUAGUGGAAGGAGCUUGUGUAGUUGUGUGAGCUCCGGUAGCAAUCGGCCGCAACUACACGCAGAGAGGAUCCCCUUUGCAAACGGGCGCCCUUUCCUGCAUCGUUACCCAAGGACACUGGCUUGGAGAUGGGGUGCUCCUCUGGCCGCCAACCCCCUGGGCCGGUCCUUCACCCAGACUUGGACUGCAGCCACGGCAGAGAGGCCAACACCUUACCCCAGGACUCGGAAAACCAGAAUUUAAACAGUUCCGGAAGUGUGGAGGGGCGAGAAGUCAAACCACCGGAGUCUCUCCCCACACUGGAGCGACUGGCUCAAGCUACGGGUGGCACAGAAAAGUCCUGGUACCGCUGCGUGUUCCCUUUCGGGGUGAUCUCACUCGUCAUCGGCAUGGCAGGCACGGGGGUGACGUUCACCUUCAACACUCUGCUCCAGACCAAAGUGGUGUCAGUAGCGUUGCUUUGCGUCGGUGUCGUGAUGCUGCUGGUGGCUGCUGUUUGUUGGCGGGCCCACAGAUUGAGAAGAAGGAAAAAGAAGGAGGGGGGGUUCUUCACCACUGAUCUGGGUAGUUUGUGAUGGAUGGUGUGAGGCGUAUCGCAGGUGGAGCACUUUGAGCCAGACUGUCAAUCACAAGGACGGAUGAAUGGCACGACAUUUGGACAAGCUGUUUUAUUAUGGGUUUGAUGUAAUACUGUGACAGUACAGAACUGUAUCAACACAACUAGACAAAUAGUUUAGCAGAGGGAUCACAAUCAUUUUGACCACUUAAAUAGAAUGUGUCAUAGUUAAAAGUCUUGAUAUUGACUACAUCAUCAACAUGUCAGAAAAUCCCUUGAUCCGUUGAAGCGCACACAAGAGUGGCCUCCUCAUGUCAGUGAGCUGUAGUAGAGAUAUGCAAGAGUUAUAAAUGCAUCCAGAUCCUUAUCUAAAAACUCGGUACGACAAUGUUAACCUAAAGGACAACAGUCGCAAGGUAAAUAAAAAUAAGGUCAUGACAAUGCGAUGUCAAAUUGAACAGGGGUUCUGGUAAAAGUUCACUGUGGGCCGACUGUUUAAAAGUAGUGGCAAAUGCCACAAAUGCACAACUGAUAGUUCUAUUACCCAUAUGGUAAAUUUAAAUGAUGCAAUUUGUAUUUACAUUUGUAUUUUUGGCCUAUUGAAAACAGACUUCAGUAGAAAUCUAAUGAUUGUACUUCAAAGUGACGACCCAAUCGGCACUAUUUGAUCUGGAGUGGUGAGCCCAUAAGCAUUAUUUGAUCCAAAAACAGUCGAAAUACAUUUUGAAAUGGUAAAUGAUGAACCGGAUGGCAUCUAGGACUGAUUUUACAGCUAAUGUGUACAAUACCAUGCAGACACACAACCAUGGUAACAACCAUUCUUAAGGUAGCUUGUGGCAGCUAGUGAAUAAAGUGCAGGUGUUUACUAGCGGGUAUUGAUUUAUUAACACUUUAGUGAGUUGUAUAUUGACAAAAUUGAACUAUUGUUCGUGACAAUAGAGCCUUGAACUACACUGAAAUAGUGGUAGGGGAGACAAUUUGUGUCACCUAAAGUAAAAUCUACUAUAGGGUGUGAUGUACUGUACGUUACAAAGUUCUAUAAGUUAAAUGUCAAGGACACAAACAUUUGACUUUGAAAACUGUCCUGCUUGGUAGAAAGUGGGCAGUAAUUUUCCAAAUUGACUUUUCGUAUCUGACUGAAAAUUGUUAAAAAAAAAGAUAAGAAGAAUAAAUUAACUUGAGGAAACAAAUUAUGCUUGUGAGGGCAACUUCUGAAGGCAUCUUUCUCAAAGUGUCCACACUUGAUGCUACUGAGCUUUGUUGGGAAAACCACCAUCCAGCUGUGUUGGAUCAAUAUAAACUGCCCUGCUGUGAAUGACAAAGCCUUUGAGGGAAUGGACUGCAUUUUCUAUUCCUGCAAAUGGAAUUGCUUUGCCUGCUGUAUGCAAUGUUGACGGUGACCCUUUCAUAAAUUCCAUUUCAGACAUACCUCAGUGAACACAAAGCAACAACAACGAAAAAUAAACAGCACAACAGUCCUCACGAUCCUCGCCACAUCAAACAGAGGCAAAUCCAUCUGACAUAAAAAAAAAGAAGAUGAGGGCAACAAGGAGAUCCCAUUCAACCACUUCCACUGCACUUUGCAUUGUCCCACUAUCCGUGAAAUCCUUCACGUUUGCUUAGAUGACGUGAGAAAUGAAUACUGCUAAUGUGGGUGAUAGCUUAGCCAUUUGUGAAAAUGCCAGAGUGCUGCCCUUUUGAGCACAUUAUAGUAGAAUGUCAAAAGUGAUGAUGAUGGAGCCAACAUGUAGCAUAGAGGCCAGCCAGUGUAAAUCACGACGUCAUGAUGAUGAAAUAAUGGCUUUUAGCAGCAGGUGGUGUGGUUAGACCCAGCAGCAUCUACUUAGCUGUAGCAAUGUAUUUGAUGGCUAAUGGCUUAGAUUAAAUGUUAACUGGGUAUCACACAUGGUCCUUUUUUAUAGAGUAAGAGAAAGUGAGGUUUUCUUCCCAUCCUUGCAUGUUUUUUAACCAGGUGCUUCAUCCAAAUUCUAAAAACACGCAUGUUCGGUUAAAUGAAUACAUACUUUAAAUUGUCCAUAAGUGUGACUGAGACUGUGAAUGGCUGGCGAUAGGUGUCCUGUGACGGGUCGGUAACCAGUUCAUGGUGUGCUGUGCCUUUUGCCCAAAGUCAGCUGAGAGACUCUCAAACUCAUCUGUGACCCCGAUCAGGAGAAGCACCACAGAAAAUGAACGGACGGAUCACAAACUUCAAUCUGUUUCCACGUUUUGAGGGUAGGGAUCCUUAAAAAUGUAGAAGAAAUCAUAUUUUUAAAGGUUAAAUGCCAGGAGAGUAGUACAAGAUCAUUUCAUCAUCAGUACAUUUGAGCUUUUUGGAGAGUGCAAUUGCAUGAGGGACCAGUCAGUGGUGGAGCCCACUGGUCAUCCACUCAUACCAUAAUUGGGACAAACACUAUUGAAAAUGAAUUUAAGGAAGUCAUUAACACAUAAAAUGAGAAAAAGAUAUAUUUAUAAAGUUGUUCUAACCAUGUCAUAACACUUAAUUUUGUUCUCUAAAAGUCACCUCAUUCCUUUUUCUCUGCACUGUAGUUUUUGUUCUCUUCGUUGUGCCCUUAACAUUCUAAGAAAGCCCAAAUAAGCAACGCCAUGUUAAUCUGUGUGCAUAUAAAUGUGUAGCUUUGAAAACUUGUCUGAAUGUACAUGAACAGUAAGUGUCUUACGAAUUCAUUUGUACAAGUUAUAAAGACGUAUCUUCUAUUUUGAAUAGUGAAAACAAUUUUAAUGUCUUUUAUAACGGAAACAGGUUGCUUUUAUUUGUUCAUAUUAUUUUCACUUGCAGUAAAAUGAAUAUCAAGUGCUUUUAAGAUAAGGCAAUUUUCACGUCCAGUAUUUUUUUUUAAUUGAUUGGCAUGACCUAUCUUGUUCCUGAGUGCCUGCUCCUGUUUCUUCACCAGAAAAAAAAGAUGUUUAUAUAAAUAUUUGAUCUGCUUGACAUUUGUGUAUUUUUGUCAUUGAAGUGCUGGAAGAGAAAUAAAACAUGAAGCCCUCUGGGUCUCAUUUGU